GUACCCCGUCCCCCCAAUGCCUUCAUGAUCUUCCGCUCCCACUACUGGCGCGACAACAAAGAUACUAUACCCGAACGUGACCACCGCGAGAUUAGCCGGACCUGUGGUGAACUCUGGAAAGCCUUGUCGUCUGAAGAGCAGCAAAUUUACCGAGACUUGGCCAACGACGCCAAGAAGGAUCACCGCGCGAAGUAUCCCAACUACAAAUUUACGCCGGUGUCGCGACAGAAAAAGACGAGGAAGAGA
Guyanagaster necrorhizus is the source of this 246-nucleotide messenger RNA. RefSeq names its product high mobility group box. Gene Ontology annotation, cellular component: nucleus. The record is from RefSeq and is a predicted model, not a curated record. Gene Ontology annotation, molecular function: RNA polymerase II cis-regulatory region sequence-specific DNA binding; DNA-binding transcription factor activity, RNA polymerase II-specific. NCBI's taxonomy places the organism in Eukaryota, Fungi, Basidiomycota, Agaricomycetes, Agaricales, Physalacriaceae. Gene Ontology annotation, biological process: regulation of transcription by RNA polymerase II. The annotation marks the transcript as partial. The transcript has a single exon.